AAUGGCUGCCGCCAGUUUGGCCAUUCUUUGCAGCAAGCUCUCCACUUCUCUGAAGAUUUCUAGGUCGUUAGUAAGCCUUCAGGUCCCCGGUGGCACAGGUUGCAGGUUUUCUCUUAGUUUGUUACCUAAGAACACGACUGAUAUUCCAUCUUUUAACCAGUGUAGAUUACUUCAUACCACAUUGUCAAGGAAAGGACUAGAAGAAUUUUUUGAUGACCCAAAGAACUGGGGGCAAGAAAAAGUGAAAUCUGGAGCUUCAUGGACCUGUCAGCAAUUGAGGAACAAGAGCAAUGAAGAUUUACAUAAACUUUGGUAUGUGCUACUGAAAGAAAGGAACAUGCUCCUAACUCUAGAGCAGGAGGCCAAGAGGCAGAGUUUGCCAAUGCCAAGUCCGGAGAGGUUGGAAAAGGUAAUAGAUUCCAUGGAUGCAUUAGAUAAAGUUGUUCAGGAAAGAGAAGAUGCUAUAAGACUUCUUCAGACUGGUCAAGAAAAAGCUAGACCUGGUGCUUGGAGAAGAGACAUCUUUGGAAGAAUCAUAUGGCACAAGUUCAAACAGUGGCCUAUACCGUGGUACCUAAACAAAAGAUACAAGAGGAAACGAUUUUUUGCGAUGCCCUAUGUAGACCACUUUGUCAGAUUGAAACUUGAGAAACAAAUGCGCAUCAAAACCAGGAAGAAAAGUUUAGAGAAAAAGAAAGAAAAAUUUCUUCAGGAAAAGUUUCCACAUCUUUCUCAAACUCAGAAGACAAGUCUUGCUUAAGAUGUCUAAGCUCUUCAUUGACCAUUUUUGGUUUUGAUUUAUAAAAGUAAAUAUAUAUUAAAUG
Molecule: messenger RNA, 824 nt
Organism: Condylura cristata (star-nosed mole)
Lineage: Eukaryota; Metazoa; Chordata; Mammalia; Eulipotyphla; Talpidae
Gene: MRPL47
Product: mitochondrial ribosomal protein L47
Exons: 7
Coding region: 2-760 (252 amino acids)
Biological process (GO): mitochondrial translation
Cellular component (GO): mitochondrial ribosome; mitochondrial large ribosomal subunit
Molecular function (GO): structural constituent of ribosome
Source: RefSeq, a predicted model, not a curated record